This is a messenger RNA of Aspergillus melleus, 618 nucleotides long. Its product is annotated as NADH-dependent flavin oxidoreductase. NCBI's taxonomy places the organism in Eukaryota, Fungi, Ascomycota, Eurotiomycetes, Eurotiales, Aspergillaceae. Gene Ontology annotation, cellular component: intracellular anatomical structure. Gene Ontology annotation, molecular function: NADP binding; FMN binding; NADPH dehydrogenase activity. The coding region runs from base 1 to 618 and encodes 205 amino acids. The record is from RefSeq and is a predicted model, not a curated record. The transcript has a single exon.
AUGACCAAUUGGCCCGAUGUCCCCUGCAAGCCCGCUGAGGGCAUCUCGUACUUCACUCCGCCGCAAACCCCUCCCGCCGGAACCGCCCGUAACCCUCAAUCGAAUGGAAAGCCGAUCCCGAAGCUCUUCAACCCCCUCACAAUCCGCGGGCAAACAUUUCAAAACCGCCUUGGCCUGGCUCCCAUAUGCCAGUACAGCGCUGAGGAUGGCCACAUGACCCCUUGGCACUUCGCUCAUUAUGGUGGUAUCGCGCAGCGCGGACCGGGCAUGAUGAUAAUUGAAGCAACUGCCGUGCUUCCCGAAGGACGUAUCACGCCGGGAUGUGCUGGAUUGUGGAAGGACUCGCAGAUUGGCCCUCUUCGACAGGUGGUUGAAUUUGCGCAUAGCCAGGGCCAGAAGAUCGGCAUUCAGCUCGCCCACGCAGGUCGGAAGGCAUCGACCCUCGCCCCUUGGUUGGGCGGAGGCGUUGCAACGAAUGCGGUUGGCGGAUGGAUCGAGAACCUGAAAGCCCCGAGUGCGAUUCCUUUCACCGACGGAGGCAUCGUGCCGAACGAGAUGAGUGCCCAGGAUAUCCGGACUUCAAGGAUGCCUGGGUGGCGGCUGCUAAGCGAGCUUUGA